Messenger RNA from Anopheles stephensi (Asian malaria mosquito), 5219 nucleotides. RefSeq lists its product as uncharacterized. The transcript has 3 exons. Bases 266 to 3022 code for a protein of 918 amino acids. The record is from RefSeq and is a predicted model, not a curated record. NCBI's taxonomy places the organism in Eukaryota, Metazoa, Arthropoda, Insecta, Diptera, Culicidae.
CGAAGCUGUAGCUUGCAGUAAGACGCUAGAAGUGCGGGUUGCUUUGUCGAAACUUCCUCAUUUUCUGUGUGGUCUUCGACAGCGACGGUUCUGCGUUCCUGUGCUCCCGGUACAGUGUCUUGUAAGUCAAACGUGUUUGUGCGUGUUUUUUACGUGUGUAUUUGUGUAUGUGUGUGUCUGUGUGUAUGGACCAGAAAUAUUAAGCUUUUGUGCAGUGCGAUACGAGUGCGUUAAAUAUUGACAUUUUUGGCCGGUGGCGGCUGGCAUGGAAGAACCGAAGCCACAACGCAAGUGCCGAAAUCUAUGCAACUUUUGCUCGCUUAUGUUGCCCGCCAUGGAAGGCCAGGAAGGGUUUGUGGUAGAGCAUACGCCAGUGGACAUGAGAAUACCGGCCGGCCAGCAACUGUGCAGUUUUACGAACGUGUGCUUCUGUUGCGGUAAGCCGGCGGGCGCUGCGGGAAAGGCGCCAAACGAGCAGCAGCAGCAGCAACGAGCGCCGGUUAAGCUAUCCUACGCGGAGGUCACGAAGCGCAAACCAGGUGCAGAGCACUCAAAACCCAUCGAACAGCAGGGUCUGUUAGCUCAAGCUAACAAACCAAAAAAUCAGAUGGAGGUGAAGAGCAGCGAUACCUCAGCUAACCAACCGGAAGCCGGAUCAUUAAAAUAUCAGCAGAAGACUCCAGAGCGCAAUGUAGAGCCUGCCCCAACUGGUCAUCUCGGGGCCGAAUCAUUGCAGUACCAGCGAAGCGUUGGUGGAAAGGUGGUGGAGAAUGUUGGUCCUCCCGAACAUCAACAACCGUGUGUCGCUCAGCAAUAUCAGAGACAAAACUCGGGUUCACAACCUGCCCAGCACUGGCCCCGUUACACCAACCAGCAGCCCGAUGCGCAUGCUAAUUACUAUCGCAAGUCUGCUGGCGGUAAGCAGCCAAACCAUGUCGGCAAUGCUUAUGAGGGGCGUGCUGACCAACGGUCGGGUGAAAAGAAUUUUGCCCGAGCUGAUCAUCUGGGAGCCGCAUCAUUGAAAUACCAGCAGGGCGCGGGUAACAAUAUGCAUACAGCAAACGUCGCUCAAAGAUCCAAGGGACGUAACAUGAACAUGGGUCACCCUGGCCAACAGUGGCAUGCGUACACCAACCAACAGCCCGAGAGACGUAAUGCGGACGGAAAUUGGUAUCGAAACGCACCGGUCGGCAACCGGCCGAAUCUUGGCGGCAAAGCUAAUGAGCGGCCCCCGUGGCAUGGUGCCCCACGGACACAACCAAAACAUAUGUCUACUCCAGCUCCCAAACCCGCUGGUGAACAGCAAACAAACAACAGGCACGGAAAGCAGCAGCACAGUUCGAAACCCAAUGGGCCUGCAGCUCAACAAGAACGCAUGUGGCACGAGGAAAUGAUACGGCUUAACCCGGCGCCGCAGCAGCUCGAUCCGGCAAGGACAUGGUUGCGAAACAUUAAGAACGUAAACACAUCGGUCCCGAAGGAACACGAGCAAGAGGUGGAGGAAGCGAUUGCUCGGCUAGACCAGACGCGCCAGGAGGUGCAGGCCGCAUCAUUGAUACCGCAGCAGCCCGUAAAGGAGAAAUGUUACCGAAUGGAUACCAUUUCGGACGAUGAAUUACAGGCGAUAAGGGAGAAGCUGGACAAGCUGCAGCAGUUGCGGCGCGAACAGAUGCAGCCACAGCCAUUGGCCAAAGAAGCUGUAGGCUGGCGGGACCGGACGCACCAAGAGCUGAUGGCGCAACAAUCGGGACAGCAGCCAAUAAUGCGGGAGAGAGCUGGGGACCAGCAAGAACGGUCGCGGCAAGAGCUAAACCCGAUGCAAACGAUGGGCCAACAGCAGCCAACGCCCACGGAGCUAGCUAUCGCACAGCAGUAUCGCUCGAUUCCGGACGGACAACAGCAAAUGCAGUUGCAGCAGCCAAUGCCCGCGGCAGACAGGGGCAACCAGCUGCAACCAAUGCAGCCUAAUGCGGAUGUCCAAGAACUGAUGCGACAGCAGAUGGAACGGUUUCGAAUACUGCAGCUUCUGCCAACAUCGGAGGCGCAAGAAAAGCAGCGCCAUGAGAUACUAGCGCACCAGUGGGAGUUGGAGAAAAAAAUAUUUUCUCCGGAGCCGCCUCAUCAGUUGAUGCCGCUGCGGCCGAUGGCGUGUCAGAUGAUGCCUCAGCAACGCAUGUCACGCCCGUCGAUGCCGCACCAGCCGAGACCACUGCAGCCAAACUUGCCGCAACCCAUGGCACAUCAGAUGCUGCCCCAACAGCGUAUGCCGCAACCGCAUGUCACGCACCAGUACAGGCCGCCACAGCCUAUGAUGGACCAGGCCAUGCCGCGUCAGUCGAUGCAGCAACAGUGCAUGCCCUUGCAAACCAUGCCGCAACAGGAACGUCAGAUGAUGCCCCAGCAACCUAUGGCACAACCGAUGAUACAACAGCAGCCGAUUUAUCAGCAGGCUGCCUCGCAACAGCCCAUACCACAGCAAGCUACGGGAUGUCAGCAGAUGCCCAUGUCUUACCAACCAACGCCGUAUCAGACGGCGCAGGCACAGCAACGCAUGCCGCACUACCCAAUGCCGCAGCAACCCGUGGCACAAAACCUGGUGUCGGGGGAUGCGUCUCAGCCGCACCAGGCCAGGCUCCCAUACACCAACCGUCUGGUCGAGCCAUCAUACGGCGAAUGGCGUAAUUCUACCGUAUCGCCGCGCCACACCAGGCUCCCAUACACCAACCGUCUGGUCGAUCCAUCAUACGACGAAUGGCGUAAUUCUACCGUACCGCCCUCACACCCGGAAUCGUAUGGAACAAACGGACAACUGGUGCCUGUGCAGCAGGCACGUCCUGUAGAUCAGAUGCAGGAUCGCAGACCGGCAGUACCGUAUGAUGGUAGCCCCAUGAAUAUCUACGCACAACACGGAUUGCCGAUGGUUGAUGAUCGUCAACGUGCGGUUUCAUACUCCGGAAUGCAACAAAACGCCAUACAGCAAGCACCCGUAAACCGUCCGGCAAACAUCUACAAUCCCAAUUAGUCCGGAUCAGGGAAGCAAUCCUGGGAACGGCCUCUAAGGAGCGUGUCGAACACAUCAGACACACACAUUCGAUCCUGCUCCUGUUAGCUGUUUGAUGUACUACGUUCCUGCUGCCAUCUUUUAGCUGACAUCAACUGAAACUAAAUUGCUGUAAGAAUAUAAAUUCGUACAUGACAUUUGUUUGCAAAUAGAAAGAGAGGUAUAGAGCAAAGAAGAAGAAGAGAGAGAGAAAAGGAGAGAAAAGGAGAGAAAUGGAGAGAGAGAGAAGAGUUAAAAAGACAUAUCCAGAAAAAAGAACAUUUAGGAGCUUUCUCAAACAUUUCAAGAGCUAGUGUCUGCUUUCCAAUUUAUGUCUGACUACCAAUUGAUUUUUUCCGAAUAAUUUCAUUAGAUAAAAAUUGACUUCUUGUAGGAGAAUUGGAGAAUACGGAGAAACUAGCCACUUUCUUAAUUGCUUGAAUGGAAUUUCUUGAUAAUAGGCUAGUUUUUUCCUGAGGAAUUAUAGCUCUUAUAUAGAUGGACACUUGGUAGCAGCUUGAUUUUUUGCUGUCCUAAUUAGAAUUUCUUGAUGAUAGAUGAGUAUGGCAGGACUUCUCUUACAUUGAUAGACACUUGGUUGGAGUUUGUUUUCUUGAUUAAAAUUGCUACAUACAUUUCACAACUUGAUACUUCGUAUGCAGCUGCAUACAGAUUGCUUACAUUCAGUUUUAAUCAUAAAACAUAUUAUACAAUUAUAUUAGAAUUAUAUGGAACGGUUUGGAAAACUAAUGCAAGACAGGGGACAUAUUUGGGGCAAGAAAAAAUUUCCAGUACUGCGCUCUUUUAUAAGAUCUUAUCUACGACAUCCAUCAUCAUCUAGCGUCUGUAGCAUCUAGCGUACCUUGAAGUUGCGCCGCAUAAUCUCAUCCUUACACAUCUUUGAACGAUUUUGGCCAAAAUGUACGGCCAAAUGUGUCCUCAGUGUUGAAAGUUUCGGCAUUCGAGGAGGUAACUUUUUUCUGUUCAAAAUCGUAGUACUGUUUGUUUUUUUUUUUUUUUGUUUUGUCCCAUCAUUCGAAUUUUCCAGCAUAAUUAAGUAACCGCGACAAUAUGGAAGGAUAGUUAAAAUAGAAGCUGUUCAGCGUAGAUUAGUGAAACAGCUGAUAAUAUGGUUAAUAUGGAUAAUAUGGAUAAUAUGGAUAAUAUGGUCCUUACUACCGGACUAGAGGAUUAUCUUUUGGACUUUGUUCGUUCGUUCAUGGAAUCGUUAGAGCUUAUUACCGGUGUUAUUGACGUUCUGAUCCUUGCAUAUCAAAUAAAUAAAUUGAUUUAUCAAUCAAAAUCAAGCCAGGAGCUAGGAAAACUAGUUAAAAAUAAUAGCCGAAGCAAAAUACUCCAUUACCCAAUUCGGGUUUCAACGAGGCCUUUCAUCUGUUAAAUAACUACAUAGACUACAUAGACUCUAAAAAGCCGUCUACUAAACUGCAACAUUAAAACAUAAACCGGAUUCUCGAAAUAGACUUCAAAACAAAUUAAUCGAGAGUAUUUAAAAGUUUGAAAAUUUGAAGAGAAUUGCCACUGGUGGCUUUCAAAAUCGGCCUACUGAGAUCAAAAUCUUUGCUAUGCUAUUCAUUUUGUAAUGAGCGACAAUCAUUCCGGAGAGCGAACGAAACCUACUUUUAUGAGCUUGAACUGAACACUAUAAUGUAUAAGUAUAAGAAUUUACUGCUUUAUAAAUCGAAUAGAGUGCACAUUAUGCUUAAGAUAUCAAACAUUUUCACACUAAUCUUUCGUAAGACCGUUUUGUUCUAUAUGCGUCACCGAUCUAGGCCAACUUCAAGUACUAAAAAAAAUUGUUUAGCUAAAUUUUUGCUCCAGAACAACUUUACCACACACAACACUGAAUUUAUUUCCAACAACAUACAAUGAAAAAUUUAUCAACAAUCGACUGUCCUCUAAGAAUCAUGAAUUGGCUAACUUUUUCGAUAAACGACAAAUUGAAUUGGAUGAUUAUUGGACUUGUUUUUAUACCUACGCAGUUUGUAUAAAUCGACAGUCAAGACCCUCACAACGGAGGGACGGGUCCGGAGGGAUCGCCGGUGAGGGACCGACACAGCUGACGCCAACACCACCUGGCGUCAGGAAUAAUGUCAAAACCGAUCUCAAUUUUAAAUUCUAAAACUGUAAUACAAUAGAAAACGUUUAAAUAAACAUUUAA